This is a messenger RNA of Papilio xuthus (Asian swallowtail), 3456 nucleotides long. RefSeq lists its product as uncharacterized. Gene Ontology annotation, cellular component: plasma membrane; signaling receptor complex. Gene Ontology annotation, molecular function: ATP binding; transmembrane receptor protein tyrosine kinase activity. The record is from RefSeq and is a predicted model, not a curated record. Gene Ontology annotation, biological process: cell surface receptor protein tyrosine kinase signaling pathway; multicellular organism development; positive regulation of kinase activity. Lineage: Eukaryota; Metazoa; Arthropoda; Insecta; Lepidoptera; Papilionidae. Bases 130 to 3456 code for a protein of 1108 amino acids. The transcript is spliced from 7 exons.
CCAAGCCACGCGGUCGCGCCAACGACGCACAAAGCACAGAGCACCGCCUUGCAACUCGCAGAUAACAACACGACAACAAUUUCUGUACGGAGCUUAUAGUGGUUAUAGUCGGCGUUUGCUGCAGCGAACAUGAGCGCGGCGAGUGAGCCGGCGCCGGCGUGGCUGACAGCACUGGCGCUGGCGCUGGCGCUGGCGGCGCUGUCUUGCGCCGGUGCGCAGGAGGACCUCUGCGCCCGGCUGGUGACACGGUUCGAGUUGGAGACGGGCGCGGGGCGCGCGCGGGCGCUGUGGGCGCACGGCGCGGCGCAGAAGCUGGCGGUGAGGCCCAGCGCCGGCGAGGGCUUGGCGGGGCUCGCUUUGGCCGCAAUGUUAGCCGCCGCGCUGCGACACAACGGCUACGAGGAUGUGCGCCUCCGCAAGCCAAACGCCAAGGACAUGUUCGAGAUGAGUGUAAGUCCGAGCUGCGAGUUCCUGCAGCGCCCGCGACUGCAGAUACGGCCAGGGCUGGGCUGCGCGCCCGACACCGCGCACUGGCCGCCGCUCACCCCGCCCACCCACUGCGCCUUCCUCAGCGUUGCCGACCUAACGCCUCACGACAAACUCCACCUGGCGAGGUCCGCGGCGGGCGAUGCGGGCGAUGCGGGGGAGGCGGGCGAGUGCACGCGUUGCGCAGUGUUGGUGGCGCCGAUGCGGCUGGCCGCCGAGGCGGACGCGCUGGUGCGGCGCGUGACUUGCCCGGCGCGACCGCUACGUAUCUUGCUGUGGGAGCCGCUGUUCGCCCUCGCGGCUGCAUACAACCAUUCAUUGCUCCUUUUCGACAAACCUCUCGAGGCCUACGAUAGCUCCGUACGAGUCAUGCCCGAGCUGCCCUAUUGCAAUCUCGACAACCGAUCCUACCGUCUCGACGAAUUAAAUUUACGAAUACCGAUAUCGAAAAAAGCUAUAACGAUAGGGAUACAUAGAUUUGCGCCUCACGUCAGGCGAGUCGUCGAGACCUUUGCGCCGUCUGCCGCAGAUAUAAGAAAAGUGCUCGCAUACAAAUUGCAGCACGACGGCGACAUGGAGAAGUGCGCCUGCGACUGGGCCCUGUCAAACCUGCGACAGACCGAUCGGGCUUCGGAAGAUCGCGUCGACUUAACGAUACGUUUAUUUCUAUGCAGGGACGACCCCGACCGCGCGGAAUACGAGAACAUGUGCAAGGCCGUUUUCGGCAACGCAUCGAUCGCCGAAGUGACGACCGUCGCGGCGAUUAUUAUCGAAUAUAAGACGAUCGACUGUGAACGCGGCGACGUCAUCGGCGAUGAAUUAUUUUCAGAAAAGGACGAGUGGAAAGAGCAGCACGUGGUCGGUUGGCUGGCCGCGAGCGCGGGCGCCGGCGCCGCGCUCAAGGCGGAGAGGAUGGCCCGCCCGCUGUUGGCGUACGGCGCGCCGCCCACCGCCUUUAGCCCCAACAGAGUGGUGCGCGGCGUCGCGGGCUCCACGCGGCUGCUGGCGCUCGCCUUUCUGCACCUCCUCGAGGAGUGUGGCGUGCGGCGCCUAGCCGUGCUCACCGAGCGAACGGCGCUCACCGACGAGUUCACGGAUGCGAUUCGUCAUAGCUAUAUAGUGAUGCGGCAGCGAAACGUAACGUCCCUGGAAAGUAUCGAAAGCGCUCUGCGGGAGUUCAGAGAUGCAGAUGCGCGGGUGUACUUCGUGAACGCCAACGCGACGCUAUGCGCGGAGGUGAUCUGCGCGGCGCGGCGGCUGCGCAUGGCGGCGGGCGGGGAGUACCUGUGGCUGGUGCGCGAGUGGCGCGCGGCGGGGCGCUGCGGGCCGGGGGAGCCGCGACCGCUGGCGCUGGGCGUUGCGUGGCGCGGCGCGGCGGGCGCGGAGUGGUGGCCGGGCGGCGCGCGAGCGCUAGAGGCGCUCGAGGCGCUCGAGGCGCGCUGGCACGACCGCGCCUGGCCGCCUCUGGCCGCGCCGAUCUUGGACGGCUUGCGACUUUUCAAUCGGACGGUUGCGGAUUUCGUCAGCAGUCGCCCUGACAGCGUUUACGACCGUUACGUCUUCGGAAAUGCCCAAAAUUUUGAUACGGCUAUAAGUGCAAGCAAAUUCCAAGGAAUUAUCCAAGAAGUGGUAUACAACAGAAGUUCAUACGAGGUGUCGAGCGCGCUCGUGUUCGUGGAGCGUUGGAGCGACGCGCGGCGCGAGCUGCUGGCCGUGUGGCAAGCCGGCGCGGGCGGAGUGCGCCAGCUGGCCCCCGCCGGGCGAGCCUGCUGCCCCCGCGCCCCGGCCGCCGCGCGCUGCUACACCACGCACUCCGGGGACGUCUUCGCGCCGCGCUGCCACGACAACGUCUGGUGGGUCUGUCUCGCGCUGGCGGUGCUCGCCACCCUCGCGCUCACGUACGCGCGUCGGGCGCGCCUCCGCCGCCUCAAGCUGCGCGACCUCGCCCUGUUCGAGCAGCUGCAGGAGCAGCGUAAGAACAAUUCCUCCAGGUUCAGUUCGAACCUGGUGUCGCGCAACCAGUUCGAGCUGCGCGAGGAGCUGGGCUUCGGAGCGUACGGGCGCGUACGUGUUGCGGUGCUGCGGCGGCCGGGCGCGCCCGCGCACGCCGUGGCGGCCAAGGAGCCCGCCUUGGAGCGCCUGCAGGACGAGGCGGAGCUCAUCCGCGAGGCGGGCGUCUUGGCUUCUUUGAAUCACGAAAAUAUCAUACGUUUCGAGGGAGUGUGCUUGGACGGUCGGGCGGUAUUUUUUAUGGAAUACGCUUUCUUUGGUGAUUUGCGGCAUUACCUGCGUGCGCGCCGCCCGCUCGCGGAGUCGGCGAGUCUCAAGGGCGAGGCGGAGACGGAAGCGGAGGCGGAGGCGGAGGCGACGGAAGCGGCGCACGUGUCGGCCGCGGCGCUGACGCGGCUGGCGCGACAGGCGGCCGCGGCGCUGCGCUACCUGGAGGCGCGCCGCAUCGUUCACCGCGACAUACGAGCCGCCAACUGUCUGGUAGACGAGACGCGCAACUUGAAACUCGCCGAUUUCGGUCUCGCACGCCAUCUCGCCGAAGAGGAGGAAGAAUACAUAUGGCAAAAUCUUAGACGUCUGCCUGCCUCUUGCAUGGCGCCCGAGAGCCUCCUGAGCGGCGUGUUCUCCGCGGCGUCGGACGUGUGGGCGCUGGGCGUGCUCAUGCUGGAGCUGGUGACGCUGGGCGAGCCGCCGUACGGCGCGCGCAGCACGGCAGACAUCGUGGCCGGUCUGCGCGCCGGAGACCACCCGCCGCUGCCGGCCACCGCCUCGCCCGACACACGGCAGUUGCUGCAGUGGUGCUGGCAGCGGUGCCCGAGCAAGCGGCCGAGCGCGGCGCAAGUGCGCGACGCUCUGGAGCGGCACGGCACUGCGCUCGCCCCCGCCCCGCGACCCGCGCACUCCUCGCUCCCCGCACUCCCCGCGCUCCCCGCACUCCCCGCACUCCCCGCACACGCCUGA